GGAUUCUUCUGGAUUUGCCAGCGUCUCUCCUCCGCAGCUUCAUUAUAUUUAUUCACUGGACUUCUUCCUUUCGUCUCCCCCACGGAGUCAAGUCAGACACAGGCUCUCUUCGGCUUCGCUCCAAUGGCGACGCUUGUGCCAGUCGGAAUUAUUUUUACGAUCAUUUUGAUGAUUUCACCCGCUUACACUCUCAACUGCACUACUCAGAAGUUUAGUAGCAACAGGGUGUUUCAAAACUGCAGCGAUCUUCCAGUUCUCAGUUCCAUUCUGCAUUGGACCUACAAUUCCUCCAAUUCUACGCUUUCCGUUGCAUUUACGGCACCGCCGGCAGCCGCGGACGGCUGGGUCUCCUGGGCUAUAAACCCAAACGGCGCCUACAUGGCCGGCGCUCAGUCGCUGAUCGCCUUCAGACAAGGCGGCUCCCUGGUGGUCAAGCCGUUUGUGCUGAACAACUACUCUUCCAUUGUGCAAACCAACCUCUCCUACCCCGUCUCCGGUACGAGCGCAGAAGUGGUGGACGGAAAGAUGACCUUGUUCGCGAUCUUCCAAUUACCGGAGAAGAUGACCAAAUUUUACCACAUAUGGCAGGUGGGGGCUGCGGUGGCGUCCGGCGUCCCGCGGAAGCAUGAAUUCGAACCAGCGAAUUUGAAUGCUAAAGGAACCUUGGAUUUGAUUGCGGGAUUGGGUGGAUCCGGUGGUGCUCCCGGCAAUGCUCCUAGCGGUUCUCCUAGCAGUCCUCCAAGUGGUACUCCCGGCAGUCCUUCUCCAAGCAUUGCACCGGGGGGUUCUCACGGCGGCGAUUCAGGAAUCAGAAAGAGCAACAUGAGUUUCUAUUUGUUCCUGGUCCUUGGAAGCUUCAUUGUUCUCUGCUUUUAGUCAUCAACCAGUGAUGUUUGGUUUAAUGUUCUAAUUUUUCUAUGGAUACUUUCCCCAUCCCCAUCCCAGAUUCACCAUCCCCAUAGGAGGAAUGAUGAAUUCCAUUCCAUGUGUCGAAUAUGGAAUUUGAAUAAUACAAAUGGAUUUGUUAUUUUGAUUUUUC
Vitis riparia (riverbank grape) is the source of this 1039-nucleotide messenger RNA. RefSeq names its product auxin-induced in root cultures protein 12-like. The coding region runs from base 124 to 876 and encodes 250 amino acids. The record is from RefSeq and is a predicted model, not a curated record. NCBI's taxonomy places the organism in Eukaryota, Viridiplantae, Streptophyta, Magnoliopsida, Vitales, Vitaceae. The transcript has a single exon.